CCACCAACCGUACGGUAUUCAACGACGAGCUAACCCAAUAUCCCCUGCAGAACUUCGACCAGUGCAAGUUUCGAUGUUAUUACCCCUCUGGACUGCGUUCGGAUGGAUCAGCCGAGAUCCCGCCGAAGCCGGCAGGAUUUACAGAUCCGUACCUUUUCCCGCUUCUAACGAAGGACGAGCUCAAACGUCUCACACUGCUAUGGUACUACACUAAGUUCGUACGCGAAGAUAAGCAUCUACUGGCUCAGUUGCAAAACAUGGUCGACGUAGUCCAGGAUAUCAUGGAGCGGGAUUGUACCAUCCUCGGCCUCAUGGAUCAUGACAACUAUACUCGCAUCGUCACCGCCAAUUGCCCCCUCGCUGUUCUACCUCGACGAGAAGCUACAUGUGCCCACACCAUCAUGCAGGAAUCCGGAACAGUUUUCAUGCUUCCCGACAUGCUCGCCGACUGGAGGUUUGCGCAAUCUCCCCACGUGGAGGCAGGUUUGCGAAGUUAUGCCGGAACGCAGCUGCGAUAUCACCUCCCUGGGACGGACGUCGAAGUCGCCUUCGGAUCCCUAUGCGUCGCCUCGUACAGCAAGCAGCCACCUCUGUCACCCGUUCAAGCCUCGACUUUGCAGCGAUUGGCCCAAAGCAUGGUGCACAUGAUCGUCGAGCGGGCUAGCUUGCACCGAAAAGGGUUGCAGGAGGAGGUCUUUGCUAAGCUGGCUGCAGCACUCCCCGAUCUCAAGGCGCACAAUGUAGUCGGGCGUAUAAUGGAUGUUUUGCGCGAGUGUUAUCCCACAUGUCACGUUUCAUAUCAGGUUCACCAAGACGGCAUCAUUCAUUUACGCGGCAACAUGGACAUACCUUACACGGAGGUGCAACAAUGGCUAUGGGAGGAUACAGACGCGAUCCACGACAUCGUUCUGCGCGACAAUCACAUUCCAGGGGAGACCUUGCAGCUAACUGGCCGGACGUUGCGCGCGGUCAUCGUCAAGAUGAAGGCCGUUGGUUGCACCUAUUUGGUCGUCGAGACCGAUGAUCUGAAGACCAUCUUCGAUGACGUCGAUGCGGGCUUCGUCCUUCAAUGUGCCAUGACGAUAUGCAAUGUGCUCAUGGGCGAACACCUGCAAGCGGCUUUAGCAGCUAAGGAACAAUUUCUCCGGGGCGUAACGCACGAACUCCGAACUCCCAUCCACGCGAUCAUCGCUUCGGCAGAGCUUCUAUUGGAGGAGACUCAAUUCGUCGAGGAGAUACUUGCGUCCCCCGGUCGUACAUCCGGCCUCAAGUCAUCGCCGAGCAUGUUGAAGGUCAUACGUGAUCAGGGACAGCACCUCCUCAAAAUGGUCAACAAGGUCAUACAGCUCGAGCAACUCGAUCCCAUUGAUCAACACGACCUCACGAUGUCAAUGCACAACAUCGGGCUCGUCGAGAGCGACGUCGUGAGCAGCGUCAUGGAUUCCUCUCUCUACAAGGACAAGAACGGUCGUGUUGUGAUCGUCGUAGAUAACCGACUUCCCUCCUCGGUCGAAUUACUCUUUAUCGACGGCGACUUGCUCAAGCAAGCGUUGCUAUGUCUCCUACUCAACGCCCUAUCGACCACGAACGAGGGUCACAUUUUGUUCAAGACAAGCCUAGGGCCUGACAGCUCGUACCUCGACUACGAAAUGGUGGAUACAGGCGUUGGGGUGGUUCCUGAAGACUGGGCUCGCGUUUUCCUGACCCAAGAGAAGGUGGAAGGUGAUGACUCGAAAACGCCAGUUUCAAGGAGAUGCGCACUGUCCAACGCGGCACGAAUCACCAGCCUCUUGAACGGAGCGCUCACGCUCGUCUCAUCCGCCCCUGGACGAGGAUCACAUUUCCGUCUCCGACUUCAUAAGCCCCACAUUGAAUCGGAGGAGAAUCCACAGAGCAUGCGCCGACGCCUGGAGCAAUCCACGAUGCCGCUUACCUACUUCAUGCCAAUCGAACAGGACAUUGAGACGUUACCACUCGUAUAUGCCGCUCGGAAUCUCGAGUCGCUCGGCUUUGUGCAGACACUCAGAGAUCAAGCAAGCAUCGCUAUAGCCGACGUCAUGGUAGAGCCCGAUGUUCUCCGGAAAGCGAUCUACGACUGGCAGAUCGUUAUCGUAGUAACCGAUCGUACUGAAACCAGCAAGGGGCGAAGCGGUCCUGAUACUCGUAUGCUCCGCUGUCCUUUCCCCACGGUUCGUGCGCAGCUUUGGUCCGUGAUUGAUGCCGCCUUGGACAUAUACAAACAACAUGACCUUCACGCUCUUCGCCCGCGUCUCACGAACCUCGAUGUUGACUCCCGGGCUCCAUCGCCAGGUCUUGCUGCGGUAUCCCAUAUGGCCAGACGAGAUCGUUCAUCGAUUAGGAUCCUCAUAGUCGACGACAACGACAUCAACGUCAAGGUGCUGGCAACGUACGCUAAGAAACGCAAAUUUGCCUACGCGACUGCGCGCAAUGGACAGGAAGCCGUGGAGCGUUAUGGGGAGGCCGUGUGCCACCACGAUGCCGGUGUGUUCACGCUCGUCCUGAUGGACUUACAAAUGCCCGUAAUGGACGGCGCCGAGGCGACGCGUCAAAUACGAGAGCUGGAAAGAAAACAUGAGCUGCGGCCUAGCCUCGUUUACAUGGUCUCUGGCCAAAGUCUCGAUAAGGACAAAAAGCGCUCAUUGGACGCGGGAGCGGACGGCUACUAUGUCAAGCCCUUCAGCAUAUCAUCUAUGGAUGACCUAAUCCAGCUACACUUCAAGGAUCGAGCGGGAUCGCGCUCAGGCGAACAAGUUUGAGUAGGUUUCGAUCGCUAUGUUAUAUCCACUGGGAUACACCACUCUCUUGGGCUUGUAUGCAGAACGCAUCGACAGCAUUACGAUCUGUGGGUCUCGCAGCAUGUUUAUCGUUCAUUAUUCAAGGGUACCGUAGGAUCUUCCUAGAUACUAUCAUUACCACAUAUUGUAAAGGUACAUUAUUUGCUUCUGACUGUAUACACUACGCAAUUUGCACAUACAAAUGACUAGAGUAGAUACGUUCUGCUUACGAAGUAGCCAGUGUCUUCAGUUUGAUGGCAAAAGUGAAUUACGGGGAUGUUGCUUCGAAUUCAAAACAUCAAUCCGUUAUGUGGACGAGGGUGAUGAUCUGCUCGAAGCCAAUUCGUUUCGCCGUGUAGUUUAACCCAUUGCAGUGAGCAAGGCGUGCAAUGCGUAGAUAAAUCACGGCAAGUCCGGAAUCUGGGUCCCAGCCCAGAGGAAGUGUGAAAAGAAGCUCAGAGGCGACACAUCGAGAGAUGGAUCGUAAGGCAGGAGUCGGCUAAGCCUUGCGUAUUCACCAGUCAGAUAG
Punctularia strigosozonata HHB-11173 SS5 is the source of this 3324-nucleotide messenger RNA. RefSeq lists its product as uncharacterized. The record is from RefSeq and is a predicted model, not a curated record. Gene Ontology annotation, biological process: phosphorelay signal transduction system; protein autophosphorylation. The transcript has 4 exons. Lineage: Eukaryota; Fungi; Basidiomycota; Agaricomycetes; Corticiales; Punctulariaceae. Gene Ontology annotation, molecular function: histidine phosphotransfer kinase activity; phosphorelay sensor kinase activity. The coding region runs from base 258 to 2777 and encodes 839 amino acids.